Oppiella nova is the source of this 618-nucleotide messenger RNA. NCBI's taxonomy places the organism in Eukaryota, Metazoa, Arthropoda, Arachnida, Sarcoptiformes, Oppiidae. The record is from the annotation of a GenBank genome assembly.
AUGUUAGGACAAUUACGAGAGGUCUUUGAAACGGGUGCUGAGCUACUGGUGUCGUGCCGUCGGAUACAAACUUUUCUGGAGUUGGAGGAAAUGGAUGUGAAAGCAAUUAAUGCUUCAAAUGUACGGUUGAAUACAAAUGGCAAACAAAUGCCUGAACUGUCGGUCAAUAAUAUUAGCGCCAAAUGGAGUGAAGACAGUCCAUAUCCAACCCUUCAGAAUAUAUCCGUAUAUCUAAGACCUGGAGAUUUGUUAGCAGUCAUUGGACCGGUAGGCGCUGGAAAGAGUUCAUUUUUGAUGACAAUAUUAAAAGAGCUACCGGUGCUCGAGGGAAGUAUACAAACUGUGGGCACCAUUAGCUAUGCCUCGCAAGAGCCCUGGAAUUUCAAUAAUAGCGUCAGAAAUAACAUACUGUUUGGCAGUGAAUACUAUGAGCACCGGUAUAAACAAGUAGUCCAUGUCUGUGCUCUGAAAAGGGAUCUCCAGAUAUUUCCCUUCGGAGACAAGACAUUAGUCGGAGAGAAAGGGGUCUCACUAUCGAGUGGACAGAAGGCUAGGAUCACUUUGGCCCGGUAUGGCAUUCACGGCACCGGUAGUCCAUACGACAGUCCUAUUGACUAA